AUGGUUUCGGGAUCGCUAAAGAACGUUGAGAACCCAGGAUGGAACACCAUCGCGUUGCACGGCGGUCAAGAGCCAGAUCCUAUUAACGGUGCAAGAGCUGCUCCUAUUUAUCAAACCUGCGCCUACAAUUUCGAAGAUGCCGCCGACGGUGCGGGCAAAUUCGCCUGGUCCAAGGAUGGCUACGUCUACACGCGCAUGGGCAAUCCAACAAACACCAUUUUCGAGACCAGAAUGGCCAUGCUCGAAGGGGGUGUCGGGGCCGUAGCGACCGCUUCAGGACAUGCUGCUCAGUUCAUGGCCAUCACCAAUUGCUGUCAGCCGGGCCACAACUUUGUCAGCACCAGCUGGCUCUACGGCGGCACGUACAACCAAUUCAGAGUCUACAUGAAAAAGUUCAAGAUCGCCGUCAAGUUCGUCCAAGGCGAUGACCCCACCGAUAUCAAAAACACGAUUGAUGAAAACACCCGAGCCGUCUAUAUUGAGACCAUCAGCAAUCCAAAGCACAACAUCCCUGACGUCGCGGCCAUCGCAAAGGUCGCCCACGACGCCGGCAUCCCUCUGAUCAUCGACAACACCUUUGGCAUGGGCGGCUACAUCUCCCGUCCCAUUUCACUCGGUGCCGACAUCGUCACCCACAGCUGCACCAAAUGGAUCGGCGGCCACGGCACGAGCAUGGGCGGUAUCGUCAUCGACGGAGGCCACUUCGACUGGAGCGCCAGCGGCAAAUUCCCCGAAUUCACGGAGCCCGCCGACGGCUACCACGGCAUGCGGUUCUGGGAGACGUACGGGAACAAAGCCCUCGCCGCCAAGCUGCGCAUGGACUCCAUGCGCGACCUGGGCCCGUGCAUGAGCCCUUUCAACGCCUGGCUCUUCCUCCAAGGCUUGGAGACCCUGCCGCUCCGGGGCCAACGCCACGUGGAGAACUCGCAGGCUUUCGCCGAGUGGCUCGAGGCGCAUCCGUGCGUCAGCUGGGUGCUCUACCCGGGCUUGAAGUCCCACAAGGAUUACGAGCGAGCGCGGACGACGAUGCCGAACGGCCCUGGCGGCGUGCUUACCUUUGGCGUGGCGGGGAAUAUCGAUGAAGUGAGGGCCGUCGUCAACAACCUGAAACUCUGCAGCCAUCUCGCCAACGUCGGCGACGCAAAGACCCUCAUCAUCCACCCGUGGGUCACCACGCACCAGCAACUUCCCGACGAAGAGAAGAUCAAAGGCGGCGUCACGCCCGAUCUGAUCCGUGUCAGUCUCGGCCUGGAAGACAUCAAGGACAUCAUCUUCGACUUCCAGCAAGCCUUUGUCGCCGCCGGGCUGCAACCGGCCGAGAAAGGCGUCGAUCCUUUCCAGACCGCUUCCGGUCUCGUCAAGUCUGGCUUCAUGGGCAAGUGGGCCACGAGUGCCCCGAAGCCCGGGACGGACGGGUCGGAAGGUUGGGCCGAGAGGAAUGGGGGGAAGGGGGCGGAGGAGAAGGGAGAUGCGAAUGGGAUCGAGAAGAAAGAGGAGGCGGAUGGGACGGAUAAGAGGCGUGAGGCUGCACCUACGGAUGCCGUGGAUGCCACCCAGGCUGAGUCCAAGAUGACUAUGGCUACCAGUGCUUGA
Molecule: messenger RNA, 1593 nt
Organism: Letharia columbiana
Lineage: Eukaryota; Fungi; Ascomycota; Lecanoromycetes; Lecanorales; Parmeliaceae
Exons: 3
Coding region: 1-1593 (530 amino acids)
Biological process (GO): transsulfuration
Molecular function (GO): pyridoxal phosphate binding; transferase activity, transferring alkyl or aryl (other than methyl) groups
Source: RefSeq, a predicted model, not a curated record